Leptonychotes weddellii (Weddell seal) is the source of this 927-nucleotide messenger RNA. Its product is annotated as olfactory receptor 5AK3-like. NCBI's taxonomy places the organism in Eukaryota, Metazoa, Chordata, Mammalia, Carnivora, Phocidae. Gene Ontology annotation, molecular function: olfactory receptor activity; G protein-coupled receptor activity. The record is from RefSeq and is a predicted model, not a curated record. Gene Ontology annotation, biological process: G protein-coupled receptor signaling pathway. Gene Ontology annotation, cellular component: membrane.
AUGGAACAAAACAAUGGCACUGAAGUAACUGAAUUCAUUCUCCUGGGAUUUGAUGGUCAACGCAAGUCUUGGCAUAUCCUCUUCAUACUAUUUCUAGUGAUCUAUGUGGCCACCCUGGUGGGUAACAUGGGGAUGAUCCUACUCAUCAAGAAUGAUUCUUGCCUUCACACCCCGAUGUACUUCUUCCUCCAACACUUGGCAUUUGUUGAUCUCUGCUAUACCUCCGCUAUCACUCCCAAGAUGCUGCAAAACUUUGUAGAAAAAGAACAAUCCAUCUCAUUCAUAGGAUGUAUGGUGCAAUUACUAGUCUACGGUGCUUUUGCAACAAUUGACUGCUACAUCCUGGCUGCAAUGGCAGUGGCGGUAGUGGCCAUCGGCAACCCACUCCACUAUCCAACAGUCAUGUCCCAGACAGUCUGCAUUCAGCUCCUGGUUGGUUCAUACUUCAUAGGCUUCCUGAAUGCCUCAGUAAACACAAGUUUUACUUUCUCAUUGAACUUUUGCAAAUCCAAUAAAAUUAACCACUUUUUCUGUGAUGAACCCCCACUUCUUGCCCUCUCGUGCUCUAACAUUGACUUCAACAUCAUGUUAGUAAUGGUCUUUGUGGGGUUUAACUUGAUGUUCACUGUGCUGGUUGUCAUCUUUUCCUACAUACAUAUCCUGGCUGCCAUCCUGAUGAUAUCUUCUGCUGCAGGGAGGAAAAAAUGCUUCUCCACAUUCAUCUCCCACCUGACAGCCGUCACUGUGUUCUACGGGACUCUCUCUUACAUGUACUUGCACCAUAGGACAAAGGAGUCUCAAGAGCAAGAAAAAGUGGCUUCUGUGUUUUAUGGCAUUAUGAUCCCCAUGUUAAACCCCCUCAUCUACAUCCUGAGAAACCAAGAUGUAAAGGAAGCCCUAAAAGGGAUUAGAAAGAAGUGCUUCUAG